Verruconis gallopava is the source of this 1739-nucleotide messenger RNA. RefSeq lists its product as uncharacterized. The transcript is spliced from 3 exons. Gene Ontology annotation, biological process: exocytosis; intracellular protein transport; vesicle fusion. Gene Ontology annotation, molecular function: SNAP receptor activity; SNARE binding. Bases 201 to 1343 code for a protein of 380 amino acids. The record is from RefSeq and is a predicted model, not a curated record. NCBI's taxonomy places the organism in Eukaryota, Fungi, Ascomycota, Dothideomycetes, Venturiales, Sympoventuriaceae. Gene Ontology annotation, cellular component: SNARE complex; plasma membrane; endomembrane system.
CAAACGGCGCCCGUUCGUUCUCCACGCAGAGCACCACACACCGCCGCGGCGACGCAGACGACGACGGCAUCAUUCCAGUUGCUGGCUCAACCCUCAGCGCCGUCUGACCGUGCGAGAACAUCCCGUCGUUCCAGUCCCAGGAAGCGUCCUGUUCCUUCGUCCCUUUCCGUCCUCCGUCAAGCCUCGUCGCGUGAAUCAGCAUGAGUUACGGUGGAUACAACCAGGGCGGCUAUGGCCAGUCAAAUCCCUACGCCCAGCAGAACUCCUACGGUAACCAGGGCGGCUACGGUGGCGGAUACAACGACAACGUCGAGAUGCAGCAGUACAACCAACCAGCGCCCGGAGGUCGUUACGGUGGUGGCCUCCCCUCAGGUCCCAGGCCAGGUGGUGCUGGCGGCUACAACGGUGGCUACGAGGGCGCAGGCUACGACAACCAAGGCGGCAACGUCGGUGGCAAUCUGCUGAACCAAUGUCGCGACAUCGACCAAGCCAUCGAUGAUCUGCAGCGUCGUGUGCAAGAUCUCCAGGGCCUUCACACCCGCGUGCUCAACGACCGGGCUUCAAACGACGAAGUUGACCGGCAGAACAGCGAGGUCAUGGCCGCAUUCCGCAACCUUGGAGAGAGAUUAAAGAAAAUAAAGAGCAAGCCGGAAAGCGGAAGUCCUACAAAUGCUCCUCAAGUCGGUAGAGUGGACAGGAAGCUGAAGAAGGCCAUCAAUGACUUCCAACGUGUGGAAAGCGACUUCAGGAAGCAGAUGCAAGACGCGCAAAUCAGGCAGUUCAAAGUCGUCAACCCAAAUGCGACAGAAAUGGAGGCUCGUCAGGCUAUCGAGGAUCCUAACUUUGAGGGCGGCGUCUUCCAGCAAGCGCUCAUGAACUCCAAUCGCCGAGGCCAAGCUACAACCACACUCAACGCCGUCCGACAACGACACCAAGAAAUUCAACGCAUCGAGCAAACCAUGAUCGAACUUGGACAACUGUUCGAAGAUCUCGACCGCAUUGUUAUGGAGCACGAGCCGCUCAUCCAAAAUAUCGAGCAAAAAGGCGAGGAGGUCCAGCAAAAUGUUGAAGCUGGUGUUGGCGAGCUAGACAAAGGUGUGAAGAGCGCUCGUGCAGCACGGAGAAAGAAGUGGAUUUGCUUCUGGAUCUGCAUCGCUAUCAUCAUCGCCAUUGUUCUCAUUGUCGUCAUCUACAUGGCCGUCACGGGCAAGUUCAGUAGCAGCAGCAGCAGUAACAGCAAUAAGAACAACAAGAGGUGGCUUCUGCAGGCUCGCAGUAUGAUUGAGGCAAGAGCCGCAGAGGCGGAUCCCAUGGCUCUGAUGGCGCCAGGUGUUGUGCUCUGAGCAGCACUUGAGAUCUCCCACACAGCGGGACUAUUCAGACGUUUGAGAAAAAGAAAAACAUACUCCAGUCUUAUCAAGGUCUGCAAAGAUGAGCACAGCGCAGAAUCAUCUAUGCGGACUCAUGGGAAAGAGUACACUUGAAAUCCCUCGGUUUUUUUUUUCUUUUUUUUUUAUGGAAGGUCUCUACUUUCUACAUUUUCAUUAAGAGUUCCAGUGACCAACAAAAUUGUUUGAGGAAAUUGUAUUGCUUGUAAUUGCGGGUUUUAUCUGUUCGGCUGGCUCACAUCAAAGAUCUUUGAUAACAGCCAGUCAUGAUACCUUGUUCGCACAUAUCUAGCAUUUGUAGGCGCAUUAACAAUCAUUGGAGAAUGGAUAUUUCCUCUGUGCUACUACCAA